UGCAUGUCAAAGGAAUUACUUAUCUGUAUGUGCAUCGAUAUGUAUGUAAGUCAUACACACGCCUUAUUUUUUUUAGCCUGGACACGUGAAGGGAAGAAUCUUUGACUUCGACAAGUUUAUAACUUUCCUGUAGAAAAAACGCAUUUAUGUAAUUUUGUGCACGCAUAUUUCUUACAACGUCUGGAAAAGACUUGACGCAUUCAACGUCUUCCGUCAGUUGUCUUGAUACUUUCCUCCUUUCAUAUUCAUUCGAAUAAUAUGGCUCUAAUUUUCGGGUUUAUUAGUUUUUACGUAUUUGUGAUUUUUCAAAAAAAUGUAAAUGGAGCAAAUAUAUUGUUCCUGCAUUCAUAUGCUUCAUACAGCCACCGAAUUAGCAUGAUGCCGCUCGCCAACGCACUGAUAUCAAGAGGUCAUAAUGUAACUUACAUUGCUCCCAUGAGCGCAGAAACCCCAAACCCAAAGAUGCUGGAUAUCAUCCCUGAAACUUUCAAAACGUUUGUAGACAACAGUCUUAACGCACAGUUUGACGUGACCGUGAGAAUAGCGAAGGAAACUCCGAACCUCUUUACCAUGUUUGACCAAUUAUUUGCCCAAAGCUGUGAAGUUUUGCUGACCAGCCUAGAAUUCCAAGCCUGGUUAAAGACAUCCCCAAAAAUUGACUUGGUUGUGGCAGAUCUUGUACCAGAUUGUGGCGUGGGAAUUGCUUAUAAACUUAACGCUAAAAUUAUUCUUUACAACACUGUUGCAUUUUAUGGGAAAAUGGUUGAGCUGUUUAAAGUUCCGGACGAAGCAUUGACGACGUACUGCGAUCAACCCUACAAACCCGCAAUGUCAUUUUUUGAGAAAAUUAAAAGCACUUUACUUCCAUUGGGAUGGGCAUAUUAUGAGCAUAAAAACGUUCCCUAUUUGGAGUCAGUACUUCGAGAGGGCUUAAAUAUUACUAAACUCCCUUCAAUUUAUGAACUCUAUCAAAAUAUAAGUCUUAUAUUUUUGACUGGAAAUUAUGUCACUGAGCAGCCUCGCUCACUACCACCAAUGUUUGUUUCCGUUCCUGGACUGCAUCUAAAGAGAAAUCGUGACCCUUUGCCAGUAGCUAUUGAGCAGUUUAUCAAUUCGGAUGCUGAUACCAAUGAAGGCUUUAUAUACAUUAGCCUGGGGACUCUAGUGGUUGCCCCUAAUUUACCCAUUCAUACCCAAAAUGUGUUCAUGAACACAAUCAGGAAAUUUCCUAAAAUUAAAUUUUUAUGGAGAUGGGGUGGGGCAUUUCCAACAAAUCUACCAAAAAACUUGUACAUGGCCCAGUGGUUCCCUCAGCAAUCGAUCUUGAGCCAUGCAAAAAUAAGAGCGUUUAUAACGCAGGGUGGCCGACCAAGCUUGCAGGAAGCUAUUUUCCAUGGCGUUCCCCUUGUUGCAUUACCAAUACUUGGUGAUCAAGACUUUAAUGCGAUGCGACUAGAAGAAAUUGGCGUUGCAAUUGCGCUGGAAAUUUCAGAAAUAACUGAGCACCAGCUUCAAAGUGCAGUGUCCCGAGUCUUGCAUGGCAGUUUCAAGACUAAUGUUAAAAAAAUGUCCACAAUUUUCAAAGAUUUGCCUAUGAAACCCAUUGACACGGCAGUCUGGUGGACCGAGUACGUUUUACGUCACGAUGACAUGUCGCUCUUAAAACCAAUGGGGAGAAACCUGACUUGGUAUGAACGACGGAAUUUGGACGUUUGGUUGACUUUAUUUUUAGCUGGAGUUUUUACUGUAUUCUGCAUCAUCGCUCUUUUAAUCUCGACUUGUAAAUUUGUUCAAUCAUGCAUUACAACUUCCAAGUUAAAAACUCUAUGAAUUUACAAUUUACACCCAUUUGAUUACUAAUAAUUUUAUGAAAAUAAAUAAUUAUGAAUACACAUUGACAUUUGUA
Molecule: messenger RNA, 1906 nt
Organism: Folsomia candida
Lineage: Eukaryota; Metazoa; Arthropoda; Collembola; Entomobryomorpha; Isotomidae
Product: UDP-glucuronosyltransferase 1-2
Exons: 5
Coding region: 259-1830 (523 amino acids)
Molecular function (GO): UDP-glycosyltransferase activity
Source: RefSeq, a predicted model, not a curated record